GUCGUCAUUUCUCUGCCAGCCUCUUUAAACUACUCGGACCUCUCUGAGACUUCUUAACCCUUUUCUUCGGAGGUUAGAGAGCAAAAGUAGGCAGCAUGGCUUCCUUUGGAUGGAAGAGGAAAAUUGGUGAGAAGGUCUCCAAGGCCACUUCACAGCAAUUUGAAGCUGAAGCUGCUGAUGAGAAAGAUGUAGUUGAGAAUGAUGAAGGAAACUGGCUUCAUGCCAUUAAACGUAGGAAAGAAAUUCUCCUUGAAGGCUGUACUGAGAAAAGUAAACAGCUGAAGGAUGAAGGAGCCAAUUUGGCUGAAAAUAAAAGAUAUCGGGAGGCAAUUCAGAAGUGGGAUGAAGCACUACAGUUAACCCCAAAUGAUGCUACCCUCUAUGAGAUGAAAUCACAGGUUCUGAUGUCUCUUCAUGAAAUGUUCCCAGCAGUACAUGCUGCAGAAAUGGCUGUACAACGAAACCCACAUUCAUGGGAGUCUUGGCAAACUUUGGGGCGUGCUCAGCUUGGAUUAGGAGAGAUAGUCCUGGCAAUUCGAAGUUUUCAGGUAGCCCUUCAUAUCUAUCCAAUGAACCCUGAACUAUGGAAAGAAGACCUUUCUUGGGCAAGAACACUUCAGGAGCAGCAGAAGGUAGCACAGAGGAUUAAGAAAAGUGAAGCACCAUCUGAAGGAACACAUUUUUCACCAAAGUCAAUUCCUGACUAUGACUUUGAAAGCGAUGAGAUUGUUGCUGUUUGUGCAGCUAUUGCUGAAAAACAGAAGACAGUUUCAGCAAAUAAAACAAUGGUUAUUGUGUCAGCUUCUGGGACUGUUGAGACUGUAACUGAGAAGGAGGAUGGUGCUACCCCACCAGAUGGCUCUGUUUUUAUCAAAGCCCGAUGAAGCAAUAUGCAGAAAGGAGUUAUUUGAAUCUUUUUGAUUGCAACUUAAGUUUAGACAUUAGGGACAUUUACUCUGGAGAAAGAAGGCAGAACUACUGUUUGUAUAAUAAGUUUUUCAGAUGAAUAUAAAAACUAAAUGGUAGAAUUAUAGUGUUUGGACUAUGCCUUGAUAAGUUACAAUUUAUGCUUCUUAAAAUUAGAAUUCUGAGUGAAAUAUGUUUUGAUUGAUAAACUUAGUUUGUUUAAAAUCUGAAUGAAUACAUUCUUAAGGAUUCAACUUGAGAAGUGUAUUCUUGAAUAGUGACUAACUUGGUGGCCAUUGUUUUUAAAAUGUUGACUUAUUGACUUGUUUUAUGAUAAAGGCAGUGUGUGAUUUCUUUCCCUCCUAGAGAUAUGCUGCUUGUUACCCUUCACUCUUCCAUUUUUCCUGCUUCACUAAAGUAAGUCUUCACAAAGCUUGAAUAUUUUUGACAUUCAUUUUGAUUCAAAAUUACCAUUUGGUAAUAUGUGAAAUUUUUGAAAGUUUGUCUGAAAAUGUGUGCAAAUUGUGUACAUUCUGAACAUUUUCUUGAUGCUUUUAAUUCAGAUUUGUACUUCUGUUUUGACUUUAAAGUUCUAUCAGUGGCAUUUGUGUUCUUAGAUGUGUGAAAUACUGAUAAAUGUCAAAAUGAUGGUUUUAUUAUUUUCAUUGUUAUGGUUACAGAUGUGUCAUAACAGAUUGUGCUCCAAAAUUAUCACAAUCAAAACCCAAAUUUCUUUUCCUUGUUUUUAGAUGCUUAAAAAGCCCUGAGAAUAUUUGUUGGUUGCGAUGAUUUAGAAUUACUUUUCCAAAUAUCUUUUGGAACUAUUCAGUGAAAUGAAAAACAAUUAAAAUUUAAAUAUGUACCAUAUCUUUCUAAAAAUAAAGCAGUAGGGAUAUUGUUAAAAUGCCAGUGAAUGAACAAGUUAAGCAAAAAAUACAUAGACACUGGAAUGUGAUUUAUGGUAUAAUCUCAUGAAUGUGAGGAUGUAUUAAAGAAGUUGUUUGUUGAAAGAACACAUUUGUAAAUCAGUACUAUCAUUGUUAAUAUGAUUAUUUUUAUACUGUAUAUUGCCGUAUAACCCUAUAGGACUGUUGGGAACUGUUAUUGUGACACUCAGGAAGAUAUUAUUGGCAUAAAAUUAAUUUUAUCUUUUAGAGAUGAGAGUUAGCUACUUUUUUGUGUGAUCUUACCUAACACUGUUGGAGCAUGUGAAUAAUGGUCUACAUUUUUGUGAGAAUUCCAUUUUUAAAAUUUUUGUUCUAGUAGAAGAAAGCCUAUUUUCUUUUUUCAGAGUUAGAGAAAUCAACACUUGCCUUAAAAAGUAUUAUAGUUUUCCCCUAGGUUAUGUCAUCAAAAAGCCCUGGUUAAAGAGAUGAGUUUUAGAAUGAUAAAAAUAUUACUUAUUUUAUUUUGUUUAAUGAGGAAUAUUCUCAAAGGGAGGUGGGUACUAGAGAAGUGAUUUGUCAACAUUUGGUAUGUUGUUUUGUGCAAUGGAUAUUUGUUUAUUGUGAAAUAUGUGAAUAAAUAGUUUUUUUCCUGAA
Marmota flaviventris (yellow-bellied marmot) is the source of this 2447-nucleotide messenger RNA. It is a transcript of the gene Ttc33, whose product is annotated as tetratricopeptide repeat domain 33. The record is from RefSeq and is a predicted model, not a curated record. Gene Ontology annotation, molecular function: protein binding. NCBI's taxonomy places the organism in Eukaryota, Metazoa, Chordata, Mammalia, Rodentia, Sciuridae.